AUGAUGGACCGAUUCCGUAAACACAAGAAGGCGAAGGAGGCCGCGGAGGAUCAAGAAGCGACAUCGCCAGGAUUCAGCCUGAAACCAUCGAAGAAGAAGGCAGAACCGGAACCCAAACCAGACUUCGACCUAUCAGCCGCACUGCCCCGACAGACAACUUCCGCACCAGAACAAGACGACCCACUAUCAAUGCUAGGCAAGGCUAGUGAUGAUAGCGUUUUGUUUCCCAAGCGCGCUUCGCGACUCAACUUGUUCGGCCACAGCCCCGCCAUGCUGGCAGAUAUUGACGAAGUUAGCUCCAAUGACGGAAGUCGACCAUCCUUCGCACUCGACCGCACCGCUUCUUACGCUUCCGGUGGGGAUGGAUAUGGUACAGACGACGACCGAUCGCAGGCGGGCAGUAUGAUGAGCAGGGCCCGUCGCGCUGAGGGCAAUAAUCUGUUCGGUGGUCGCCAAAAGAUUUACAAGAUCCCGGUCAGGUCACCAGGGACAACCCCCGAUGCGCCAGAGGCUAGUCGCCGGGGAAUGGGAAAGCCGGUCUAUGACCAUGACAUGAACUUAUCUGCGUUCCAGCGCAUCAACCGCAGGAACCUCGCCGACGAGUCGUCGUUGAACACAUCCCAAUCUUCAGUGACUGGGUAUCCGUUCCCCGAAACCCUUCCUGAGGCCCCUCGACCCGGUCCUGGCCCCAUGUCUGCCCCGCGCAAUGGUUCAAUCCGGAGCCGUCGUCUCUAUGGACAAGGAUUGACUCAGGCUGCCCAGAGCCAGCAGAGCUCAACCUUGAACCGCCUGGAGAGUCUGAGUCGCCAGCGUGCCGGCACCCCAGAUCUCCCCUCUUUGAACCGUAACUACUCUAGAAGUGCCACCAACUUGCGGGACCGCCUGGAAAAGCUUGCAAUUGCCGAACCGGCUUCUACGUCACGGCCGACUAGCCCUCCUUCAUCCGCCACAUCACCAAAGCCGCGCAUGUCCGGAGAACCCGCGUUGAGAGACCGUCUCUCGCCCACAGCAUCAACGUUUGGGGCUCCUCCCCUGAGUCCUCCCACGAGUGAGAACGACGAGGUUCCAUCCCUGUUGGCUGCAUCAAUUCACCCAGAAGAUCAUGGAAAGGCUACCGCCAUGGGCUUGUUCAACCGACCCGCCACUGGUUUCGACGAGCAGGCAUUCUCCCGCCGCCAACUUCAAAUGCAUCAGGGACGGGAGACCCCGCCUCCGCGCCGUGCAUCACCCCCGCGUCGACCUCUACCUGCAGAGCCCGCGGGCCGUGCUCGUGGACUAUCAAAGUCCAGCUAUCGUUCGCGAGCAGAGUCCGCCUCAUCUCACUAUAGUAGUGAUGCGCAACGCGGCGUGGAUCAUUCUUCUGCGCCCAGCGUUGAGGCGUCUCCCUUUAGACCCGGAGUGAGGACUUUCUAUGCCAACUCCAGUGCCAGCGAGUCUGGCGAUGAAGGGGAGAACCGCUCUUCGCACGAGCUCUCAUCUGCGACUUCGCUGGCCACCGAGUAUGGUCCGCCGCUUCAGCACUCUAGCGUAGCAUCUAACAAGCCAUCAACUCCCACGAAGGAUCACCUCGAAACACUCCCCGAAGUGAGAUAUUCCGAUCUAGGUGAUCUUAGACCUAUCGACGAGAAUGGCCCUGACUGCACAACUUCUUCCCCUGACAUCAGCGAUAACACACCCAAGAGACCUGACUCGCCAACUCUGCAACCAGAUCAAGGCUUUGGCGGAAUGGGGGGAAUGGUUCGAUCUCACCUGCGCCAGGAAAUCACCCCCCUGGGGAGGAGACCCAGAAAUCGACCCCCCCAGCCAUCGAAUGAUGUUCCCACGAUAACACAACCUCGCGGAGAGAGUCGGCCAUCAUCAGGAAGUCGCCCAGGAACAUCGAGCUCGCACGCUCCUUCCGGACAUUCUGCGGAGGCUUCUGUAUCGAACGGCUCGUCCUGGAGGGAGGAGUUGGAACUUCACCAUCGCCGUCAUGGGAGCACUGAGACCCAAAGGGAGCGAGAGGAAUUCGCCAUCGAGCUGGCAGAGAGGCGUAGAAAGGUGCAGGAGAAGCUACGAAGUGUUGCUGAGAGCGACAGCCGAUCCAGCAGUCCCACUCCAGGCCGGUCAACUCCAGACUUGGCCAGGGCUGGUAACGCAUUUGCCAUGUUGAAGCAAAAGUCUAGCAAACAGAUUGGUGGCAAGUCGGACCAGAAGAAGUUGUUCGGUUAUGCUGGUGGCAAUUCGUCCACGCCUGCUCUCUCUUCAGAUGACUCGUGGCGUGAAGAGGAGCGGCCCUCUUUUAGCUUCGGCCGGCACUCCAACUCCAGCUCUCCGCAUAUUGGACCAGAGCGUUCGCUCAGGUCUCGUAUGCCAUCUCUCAGCCGCGACAAUAGCUACGAAGGUUCACGCGAGUCCAGCCGCAGCCGUGGCCACUCACCUUUCCGAACCCAGAGAGAUCGUGCAGGCUCGGAUGCAUCAGGCCGGUCCAAGAGUCGAACCAGGCUUCGUGAAAGGGAUGACCUUGAAACUGUGGAUGAGGGAUCAAUCAUUGCACAUGAAAAAUUCGUUGUCCCUGAGGGCUAUGAGCCUCCCGUGCCUAUCUCACGGCCUACGUCGAGUCGCCCAUCAGCAGAAAUGUGUGAACCUGCGAACUUCGACCGCGCUCCCUCUGCCGCUUCGGGCAGAUACCGCAGUAACAGCCGAUCCGGUACGCCAAACUUCCAAUACGAGCGGCCAUUCCAGUUCUCGCAGUCCAACACGUCCUCGAUCAUCGGUGCUUCCCCCCGGGCCCCACCCGCUGCCCCGGCGUACUCUGCCAAUGCCACUCCUCCGCUGAAUGAAAUGCCGUCAGACAGCUCGUCUACAUCCCUGGCUUCUUCAUCCAGCGGUCCGCAGAUUCCCCAGCGUGGUCUGGGACAAGGCUCCUCCCUGAAGCGCCCCGUGAACAAGAAGCAGAUCUCCGAGCCCACGUUUGUCUCAUCCACAUCAAACGUCCCUCUCGUCGGCCUCCCCCCUGGAUCCGCGCUGCCUUCACCCAGCGGCGCACCUCCAGUGCCACCGAUGAACCCCCGCCGUCGCCGCGGAACCGCCACUCAAACCAUCCUGGGUGCGUUCAAGAGCGACAAGAACGACUCUUCACGGGUCGCUUCCCCCGUCCCGAGCGCCGGGGACGAACACAGUGUCUUUCCAGAUGAAGAAAAACGUCCGCGGUCCCGCAAUCGUCUCCGCAAGACUUCGAGUGAGGCUGGUAACCUGAACGCGCGGGCGCGACAGGGAUCCAUGACCGGCACCCCUCCGGCUAUUCCUCAAUACCCGCCUCCCGCUAUCCCCGUUGAAGGAGGCAUGUUCUAA
Molecule: messenger RNA, 3333 nt
Organism: Penicillium mononematosum
Lineage: Eukaryota; Fungi; Ascomycota; Eurotiomycetes; Eurotiales; Aspergillaceae
Exons: 5
Coding region: 1-3333 (1110 amino acids)
Source: RefSeq, a predicted model, not a curated record